UCAUCACAGAAAGUGGAUAAAGCUGUCUUCCUCUUGGGUUUCUUCUGGCUUUAAAUCUGAAUGUGUUGUGUCCAGCUUGCCAUUUCAAACAAAGACAGUUUGACAUCACUAGAUGAAGUGGGGAUAAAAUUGGUUACUGGUUACUUCUAAAGUCAUGGCAGCAACUAUUGACCUGACUCACGAUGGCACUGUUUUGGUGGCCAUGGAGUCGACAGCUUGUGAUCCUCAUCACAUCGAGCUCCCUGAACUUUCUGGUGUUUCGUCCAUCACGUCACAGAACGAGUCUGUUGAUGGAUGUGAGCAGCAGCUUCGAGUAUUUCUCAGAGUUCGUCCUUUUAGUAAGGAGGAGCUCAAUAACAAUGAGGACCAGGGUUGUGUAGUGUUCGAGAGUGCAGAAACUGCAAUGCUUCAUGCCCCUAAAGGCUCUGCUACUAUGAAAUGCAGUGAAAAAGGCAUUGGGCAGCAGGUGCACAAGUUCAGCUUUACCAAGAUUUUUGGGCCAGAGUCGACUCAAGCGGAGUUCUUUGAUGGCACGAUCAGAUUGCAAGUUCAGGACUUUCUGCAUGGCAGAAAUGCACUGGUGUUCAGCUAUGGAGUAACCAACGCUGGGAAGACUCAUACUGUACAAGGUUCUACAAAAGACCCUGGUAUUUUGCCACGUGCUCUGGACACAGUGUUCCGCCAUAUCAAUGGGCGGAUGUAUUCACAUAUGGACCUGAGGCCGUACCUGAACUCGGAUGUGCAGAAACUGGAUCCUGAUCAGCUCCGGCUAGAGAGAGCUGCCAAGACUGCACUUUUCAGUAUGCUGAAAGAGGACUCAGAGUCUUCCAGAACCAGCAGGAGUCGGAGUUCCUCCUCCUCUUCAAUCAACAGUCUCUCAUUCUCUGGAGUCUCUUAUGAUCAAACAGUGGACAGUGCAGAGGGAGCGAUCAGUGAUGUGCAGUGUGUCUACUCUCUGUGGGUUGCUUACUACGAGAUCUACAAUGAGCAAGUGUACGACCUGCUGCAGCCUGCGCUCUCUAACAGAACAAAGAGGCGUGCUGCUUUGCGUUUGUGUGAAGACAGUGCUGGGAAUUCUUAUGUUAGAGAUCUGAGGUGGGUUCAUGUACAGAGUGCAGAAGAGGCAGCUAAGGUUUUACGUGUAGGGAACAAGAAUCGUAGUGCUGCAGCUACCAAAAUGAACCAGUCAUCCAGCAGAAGCCACAGCAUCUUUUCCAUCAAGCUCUUACGCAUUGAUGGCGCUGAUGUCCAAGGCAUAUCAGAGCUUUCUUUGUGUGACCUAGCGGGUUCGGAACGAUGCAAUAAGACACAAACGUUUGGGGAACGUCUAAAGGAAGCUGGAAACAUCAACAAUUCCCUGCUGAUUCUGGGAAAAUGCAUAGCAGGGCUCCGCAACAACCAAGGUGACAGGGCGAAGAACAGCUACAUUCCUUUUCGUGAAAGCAAACUGACCCGCCUUUUCCAGGGAGUGUUUUGUGGUCGUGGUAGAGCCUCCAUGAUUGUGAACAUUAAUCAGUGUGCUUCAACUUAUGAUGAGACUCUGCAUGUCAUGAAAUUCUCUGCUGUUGCCAAAGAGGUGGUCCAGGUGAUCCAACCUCGGUCUCUUGAGUGUCUAGCACCACGCUUGCUUGGUCGGGAUGGAAAGCCUUUGCUAAACAAUGGGGUGAUUGAUAGCCAGGCAGUGGAUGACUACUUGUCAGAGGAGGAGCUGUUGGACGGUGACGAAGAGGCAGAUAUGUCAAUAUUACCCCAGGAGGAGCUAUUAAACUUAGUGGAAAGUCUUCGGGCGAAGCUGAUGACUGAGAGGAAGAAAAAUCUGCUGCAGGAGAUUCAGAUCCGCAGAGAGAUGGGAGAUGCCAUGAUGCAGCAAAUCAUGGAGAUUGAGGAACUUCACAGUCGUCAGAUGGCAGACCUGAAGGAGAGUUACGAGGAGAAAAUGGACAGCACAUUUGAAAUGUAUAAAGAGGCGCUGAAGGAGCAUGCCUACCAGUGUGCGCUGGAACGGCUAGAAGAAGAAUACGUCCCACUAGAAGAGUUCACUGCUGAACAGGACCGAGCCAAGGAGCUUGAGAGGCGUGUGAAUGAAUUGGAACAGAAGCAACGUGGUACUGCAUUGGUUCUUCAGCAGGAAAACUCCACACAGACAGACCUGAUGCAACUAAACACUGAGGAGACCGAUUCUGAACGGUUCAAGCUUCUGUACAAGGAGAAAUGUGCUGUGGAACAGGUGUGCGCAGAAAAACAAGAGUUGAUUGUUUCACUUGAGAAGCGGAUCAAGGAGUUGAGUGAGACUCUCCAGGAAGCUGGAGAGAGCUACAUGGAGAAACUUGCUGAGGUUCAAAAUUUACAGAAUAGGCUCAAUUAUCAGGAGCGAGAAACUGAGCAUUUGCAAGGGGAGCUCACCGAGAGAGAGCUGGAGCUGCAUGGUGUAAAGGAGGACCUCGCCAAACUAACCCGUGACCCUGUAGGACAAUCUCGUCCGAAGAGGGGACUGCUGGUGAACAUCAAAGAAUCCAUGUCGUCCCCGUCCUCAGGAAAUCUCUGCCGCACAAUCAGAAAAUCAGUCCGCACUACGACAGCAUUGAGAAAAAAGCCCAACUAGUGGAGUGUGUAAAAUCUUUGCUCAAGCAGGUGUUUUAUUGUAAUUACUUAUUUGUUUAAUAAAUUCCUUUUUACCACAAA
Molecule: messenger RNA, 2682 nt
Organism: Silurus meridionalis
Lineage: Eukaryota; Metazoa; Chordata; Actinopteri; Siluriformes; Siluridae
Exons: 19
Coding region: 155-2602 (815 amino acids)
Biological process (GO): microtubule-based movement; mitotic spindle assembly
Cellular component (GO): nucleus; spindle microtubule
Molecular function (GO): plus-end-directed microtubule motor activity; microtubule binding; ATP binding
Source: RefSeq, a predicted model, not a curated record